UUGUUUCGGCUCUCCCAAUCCCAAUAAAAGCCCUCGAAGUAAAAGCUUUGGCAGUUGGGGCCAGAGAAAUCGAAUCGGCAUCUGUAUUCCAAGCUCGAGUCAGUAACGCAGUUCCCAAGCCCGCGUUUAGAAGUCGAGACAAUUGGAGAAACCCAUUAAGAUGCUGUCAAGAUUUGUGAUGAUCGUCGGCCUGCUGAUGCUGAGUUGGCAGUGGGCGGCGACCAUGCCCCCAGGGCAAAUUGUUACGCCCAUUAACCCGCAAGCGCCCAACUUUGUGAAGAUCUCUCAACCCGAAUUGCCGGGUCUGAACUCCUCGGAUAUUUUGGUCCAGAGCAUCUUCAGUAUCGAUCCAAGCUGUCCCAAUGGAGAGGUUGCAUCGGGUCCACGUCACACGUGUCAUCGCAUGGCUUAGACGAAUAACCUCUGCCCGGGAAUUUCAGAGAUUAAGUAAUACCCGGUCAACAACACAACUCUAGAGUGCGAUGGUAAUUGACAAGAAAAUGCCAGACGGAAACGUGCCAAAAGCUGUGUUUUGAUCGAUACUAAAAUAUAACAAAUAGACGAACAAAUAAACCAUAUAAUUAUAUGUAUAAUACCCAAGCCGAUGUUUCGGCCAAGUCAAAUAAAACUAAUCAUUUUUGACUUCA
Molecule: messenger RNA, 647 nt
Organism: Drosophila rhopaloa
Lineage: Eukaryota; Metazoa; Arthropoda; Insecta; Diptera; Drosophilidae
Exons: 1
Coding region: 161-412 (83 amino acids)
Source: RefSeq, a predicted model, not a curated record